Fusarium tjaetaba is the source of this 600-nucleotide messenger RNA. RefSeq lists its product as uncharacterized. Lineage: Eukaryota; Fungi; Ascomycota; Sordariomycetes; Hypocreales; Nectriaceae. The transcript has 2 exons. The coding region runs from base 1 to 600 and encodes 199 amino acids. The record is from RefSeq and is a predicted model, not a curated record.
AUGGAUGUGGAUGAGGAAGAAACCUUUGAUGCAUGCGGAGCCAAGUUCACAAGUGACGGGAAGCUUGCUAUAGUCUUCGGUGCCGACAGACUCGGUUCCAACACUGGCGAUGCCUUUUGGCAUAAGAACCUGGAGAAGGGCAUCAGCCUGGCUCCUACUACAGAUGAACUGAGCUUUUACGCCCGCAAAGGCAUCCGCGAAGACUACGAGCCGGACAUUGCUGACGUCCAGUCUGAGCUAAAGGGUAUUAUCAAAAAGGAUAUUACCCUGGUCCCCAACUUUGAGGAGACUUACAAGAAACUGAAGCAUACCAAGGAUGGCACUGACUUUGACCAAUACCUUGGUGCCUACAUUUUCAACUACUUCCGUGGCCUGGUUAGUACGUUGAAGUGGCGCAAGUUUGACAGCGAUGAUAUGCUGCAGGAGGCUCUGAGUGAGGCAUUGGAGAAAGGAGAAGUGCACUUUCGCAUCCUUGAUAAGGUUGAGGGCAGUAGUGGAGAGGCAGCUAUCGAAGAUGGCAUACUCUACUUGCAGACAUCCCCUGACAAGUGGGGAUCAAACAUUGACGACAUCUCCAACAACAUCAUGGACCUACUUUGA